Messenger RNA from Cantharellus anzutake, 737 nucleotides. RefSeq lists its product as uncharacterized. The record is from RefSeq and is a predicted model, not a curated record. The transcript has a single exon. Bases 25 to 561 code for a protein of 178 amino acids. NCBI's taxonomy places the organism in Eukaryota, Fungi, Basidiomycota, Agaricomycetes, Cantharellales, Hydnaceae.
GUCGAGGCUGCAGAAGCUCAGUCGAUGCGAUACCCGGUUUCGCCUCUUACGAAUGCAUCAAGCCGCCAGUGCUCAUGGCGUCUUGGUGGAAUUUCAUUGAGAAAUACUCAUUUUCUGAGAAACUCCGCAACUCCUCUUUCGGAUGUGGUUGAUGCACGAGAUGAUACCCUGAAGCGCUGCAUUCGCCCCACAUGGUCUGUUCACGAACUAUUGUCCACCUAUCCAGCACCCAAGAUAUCGGAUGCGACGCUGGUAAAGCUUCACCGGGUUUCUGCACUCAUUCCACCCCCUCUCGAUUCGCACGCCUAUUCUGAGCGCAAACACCAACUGGAGGAACUCAUUCGUCUCGUAGAAGCGGUGAAGCUUGUGGACGUAAGCUCCACCCGGGGCACUAGCAUUCCUGAUGGACGUGUAUGGACACAAGGCCGGCCAAUCGAUGCCCCAGACUUGAAUAACGAGUCGUCUGCACCACAAGUAUCGGAGGAACGAAAUAUAUUACAACAUGCUUCUAAGUCUGUAGACGGGUACUACGUUGUUGAGUCGCCUUCAUUUAGGGCAUGAGGGGGGCUUCGUUUGUUCGCUGGAUUGUGGCUUGCGUGGUAUGUACUUUUCCCCAGUCUAAAUUGUGUGCUCGUUGUCGACUAACUAGCCUAUGGUAUUGUAAGGAAUCCGUGGUGGAUGCAGGAAUGUUCAUUCUUACUGUAAUGUACAUAAAACAACUGUAUUUACUUUGAAAU